AAUCCAUUAUUCCUGCCUGCUCUCCCUCUGAGCACUUGAGCGCCGCUCAGCUCCCGUGUGCGUGCGUGUGCGCGUGACCCUCUCACAUGUGCACGUUAAGAAGACUUUUGUGUGUUUUUUCGAAGUGGAGUUGGAGUGCCGCUGCUCAUCAGUGAAAGUGACUGUAGGAUCGGGGAGGACCUACCUGUGCUUGUAUUUUGGAAGCUUUUCUGAGACAAAAACUGAACUUUUUUGCACUGAGCUGCUCUGUUUGUUUGUUUUUUUACCUUGCAGGUACCGUUCACAGAAUUCUUUUCUUUCAACAAAUCAUUGGAUUUUUUUUUUUUUUAAUUAUUAUUAUUAAAAGGAAUUGCAGACAUCGAACCACUUUGUGGUGUGACCAAGUUGGGUAUAUAAAGUGGAAUUGUUUGAUUCCUUUGGAAAAUUCCUUUUCGUGGACAAGGUGCAUGGUGUGGAAAAUAGAAGAGGCAAUUAUUUGGUGAGAUGUUUUUCACUAUGGAUUUGCCAGGCUCAGGUGGACACUGACCCCAAUCUUGGGAAGUACUGGACCCUUUUGGUGUUUGGUUUCCAGAAGCAAAUGGACAGAUCUGGAUUUGGCCCGUGUGUGACAUUUUCAUCCCUUCUUGGAGGUGAAAGGUGAGGCCUGUUGGUUUGGGAAUCUGCCAGGAGAACACUUCCAUGUCAAGACGGCAGGUCCAAAAGAAUACAGGAACUCUGGCACGAUAAGCCGAUACUCAGACUCAACCGAUGGACUCCAAUUGACUAUCUGACCUGAAGUCCAGUGACAACAUCUCCUUGCGGACUUGAAAAGAAACCGCGUGCCAGAAUGAUGACCAUGAUGAUGAUGAUGGUGGCCACGAUGGUCACCUGCAGCUCCCUGUUCCUUUUGGGACUGGCCGCCGCUCAUGCUUCCUCUCCCAGCACAGUGACGCGUUCGUCUCCGUCUUCCUCCUCCUCUUCGUCCUCGCCACGUAUGAAGCUCUCGUUCAAAGACUUGCAGCAGUUCAAUGGAGUGAGGCGCUAUGAGCUGGAGCGCUCGUGCUGCUUCAGCGCUCUGCUGCUGGACGAGGAGCGGGGCCGACUCUUCGUUGGGGCCAAGAACUUCCUGCUGUCACUCUCGCUGGAUAACAUCGGCAAACAGGACCACAAGAUCCACUGGCCUGCCCCCGUUGAGUGGAGGGAGGAAUGCAACUGGGCCGGCAAGGAUAUCGCAUCUGACUGUGUAAACUAUGUGAAGAUUGUCCACCACUAUAAUCGCACCCACCUGUACGCCUGUGGAACCGGAGCCUUCCAUCCCACUUGUGCCUUUGUGGAGGUGGGGCACAGGAUGGAGGACCACAUCUUCAAGAUCAACCCAUCGAACAUGGAAGACGGCAAAGGGAAAAGUCCAUAUGAUCCUCGCCAUAAUGCCGCAUCUGUACUCAUUGGCGAUGAGCUGUAUGCAGGUGUAGCUACGGAUUUAAUGGGGCGGGACUUCACCAUCUUUCGAAGUCUGGGCAGACGUCCCUCCAUCCGCACGGAGCAGCAUGACUCACGUUGGCUCAAUGAGCCCAAAUUUAUCGGUUCCUUUUGGGUCCCAGAAAGUGAAAACCCUGAUGAUGAUAAAGUAUUUUUCUUCUUCCGGGAGACGGCGGUGGAGGCCCAAGGAUUGGGGAGGUCGACUUAUUCCCGUAUUGGACAACUCUGCAGGAAUGACAUGGGCGGUCAGAGAAGUUUGGUGAAUAAGUGGACGACAUUCCUCAAAACCCGACUGAUCUGCUCGGUACCGGGAGCCGAUGGCAGUGAUACUUACUUUGACGAGCUGCGCGAUGUAUUCCUGCUGCAAACGAGGGACAGAAAGAAUCCUCUGGUCUACACAGUCUUCUCCACUUCCAGCAGUGUAUUUAAAGGCUCAGCUGUGUGUCUUUACUCCAUGAAUGACAUCCGGAGGGCCUUCCUGGGGCCGUUUGCUCACAAAGAGGGGCCCAACUACCAGUGGGUGCCCUUUCAGGGAAAAGUGCCUUAUCCCCGCCCAGGAAUGUGUCCCAGCAAGACCUUUGGCAGUUUUGAGUCUACCAAGGGUUUCCCGGACGACGUGAUUCAGUUUGCACGUCACCACCCUCUGAUGUACAACCCAGUGUACGCCAUGACCAGACGGCCAGUCUUUGUCAGAACCAAUGUGGACUACAGCUUCACCCAGAUCACUGUGGACAGGGUCAACGCUGCUGACGGACAAUAUGAUGUCAUGUUUAUUGGCACAGACAAAGGGACAGUACUCAAGGUCAUCAAUGUGCCCAAGGAGAGUUGGAACAACAUGGAAGAACUUCUGUUGGAAGAGCUGGAGGUCUUCAAAGAUGCCUCGUCAAUCAUCGACAUGCAGAUCUCCUCAAAACGGCAACAACUGUACGUGGGCUCCAACACAGGCAUCGCCCAGGUGCCCCUCCAUCGAUGCAGCGUGUACGGGAAAGCCUGCGCUGAGUGCUGCCUGGCCCGAGACCCUUACUGCGCCUGGGACGGGACAUCCUGCACUCGCUACCUUCCCAACACUAAAAGGCGUUUCCGUCGCCAGGAUGUGAGGAAUGGUGAUCCCAACACUCUUUGCUCAGGAGACCACCACAAGCACCACGUGGCCGAGAAGAAGCUAUACGGAGUCGAAGGAAGCAGCACCUUCUUGGAAUGCAUCCCCAAGUCCCUUCAGGCCCGAGUCACUUGGACCUUUCAGAAACAACGAGACAAGCCACGAGAAGAGGUGCGUCUGGACGAUCGGAUCCUGCAAACAGACCGAGGGCUCCUGAUACGCCGUGUCCUGAGGAGGGACACGGGUGUUUACCAGUGUCACGCCAUGGAACACGGCUUCACCCAAACCCUGCUGGGCAUCACUUUAGACGUCAUCCAGUCCACGUCGUCUCACAUGCCUUCCGAGGCCCCUUCCCGAGCGGAGCCUCGCAGCGCUGGAGGGCCUCUGGUGGCCAACCCAAAGCUUUGGUAUCGGGACUUUAUGCAGCUGGUGGACCAUCCAAACCUGAACACGGUGGACCAGAUUUGCGAACAAGUUUGGGCCCGCCGGAAUCCCACCGGUGACCGAAUGGAGAAGAAGGUUCCCGCCGCGGGAAGAGACUCAAUGUCUCCUGGUCCCUCUGUCCGGCCCGCUAAUAAGAAGUGGAAGCAUCUCCAGGAGCUGAGGAAGGGGAGGAACCGCCGGACCCACGAAGGAAAACAGAACCCUCGGGCGCCACGGAGCGCGGGGGAGUAACAGCAACGAGAAGAACGAGUGGGCUCGGCAGAACUGAUUCAAGUAGAUUUUUAGAAAGGGACUCGGACAACUUUUGGAGGAGGUCAAAACAUACAAACACACCCAUGCACACAAAUGCGCACACAUACACAGCCCCAAAGCUCCUCCUCCAACGUGUAUAUUUAACUGUGGAGUUCCUUGCAUGUGUUGAGUUAUGUCCCACAUUCCUCCUGCACGAUCCCAUCGCAAUGUGCCGUUCUUGUCGUUGAGUCGACAAGCAGGUACAUAAACCACAGCCAUUUGAUAGCUACUGUAUGAAUCCACGUACACUCGUUUUUCAGUACCGGAGAGUGGGCCACAUCUUUGGUCGAGUACCUUGCGACAAACUCCGUGUUAUUGACAGUAUCUAGACGAUAGUGUGAACUCUAUGCCGUGAAAGGAUCCCGGAAAACUUCGAGAUGAACUCACACCUUUCUUUACCCCUUAAAGACUUACGGUGUAGAGUAUAAAGUGGACAUGACGGCGGUUCGGAGACACAACUGGAAUAUACUUCUACAACUGGAAACGCACGCGUGCAUGCAGAAAGAUGGACUACUUCAUGUGAUGUUUUUACAAGACUCAGCAUUUCCUUUUGUUUCGUCACUCAAGUCGUCAUUACAUCGGGGCGGAGACAGUAGCAGGGGGGCAGACUGUGGGUUUGUGGGGCACACAGAGGCACACGGCAGCCAAGUGAAACACACCAUACACGUGUGGUGAGUUGUUGAUGAUGUGUUGCCAGUUACCAGAUGAAACCACUGCAGAGUGAGGAGAAAGGCGGGAAAACUACUGGCUUUUGAAUAAUGUUAGCAGAAAAUUUGGUGUUUAUACUACAUAUAAAAGAGUGGAUCUAUGAAGGAGUAUAUGGGCCACACUAGGAAAAAAAAA
This is a messenger RNA of Hippocampus comes (tiger tail seahorse), 4135 nucleotides long. It is a transcript of the gene sema3b, whose product is annotated as sema domain, immunoglobulin domain (Ig), short basic domain, secreted, (semaphorin) 3B. Gene Ontology annotation, biological process: neural crest cell migration; negative chemotaxis; positive regulation of cell migration. The record is from RefSeq and is a predicted model, not a curated record. Gene Ontology annotation, molecular function: semaphorin receptor binding; chemorepellent activity. The transcript has 18 exons. Gene Ontology annotation, cellular component: plasma membrane. NCBI's taxonomy places the organism in Eukaryota, Metazoa, Chordata, Actinopteri, Syngnathiformes, Syngnathidae. Bases 827 to 3232 code for a protein of 801 amino acids.